AUGCCGGAGACAAGCGCCUCCACGACGUCUCAGCGUCUCGUGUCGCUGCUCGAAACUGUUGCAAACGGCGGCGCGACGGUCGAGGAGCUCGAGUACACGGCCGAGCUCCUUAUUGCUACUUCAGAAGACAACAACGAACCAGCUGGUUCCGACCGAGAGACGCUCGUGGCGGCUCUGGUUGAGGUCCUGGAGGUCGUCGAGUUUCUCGAGACAGCGCAGUCAUUGGCUGUUGCAGACGAAGCUGCGAGUGUUCUGCGAGGCGAGGCACGGAACAGUGACGGGGACCGGGAGAGUCACUCGAGCGAGGGAGUCCACUCGCGCACCAAGCAACUUGCGGCACAAUAUGCGAUCGGAAAAGACUGUCUCGCGGUGCUGGAAGAGGACAAUGCGUGGCAUCCAGCGCGGAUUCGGAAGCACAUUCGUGCGAGUGACAGUGACUGGGAUAGAGAGACCGAGAGUGGAGACGAGGAGCAACUGAUGCAGCUGGAAGUGGAGUUUCUCGAGUUUGGCAAGAGGCAGAUUGUCUGCGAGACGGACGUGGUGCUGGACGAGAACGUGGCAGAUCGAGAGGAAGUGGGCGACAAGAACGGACUCUGUGCCAUGUGCGAACGUCCGAUGAACUUGACUGCUCAUCAUGUCAUUCCACGGGUUACGCACGCAAAGUAUUUGCGAAAAGGGUACACAAAAGAGUUCCUGAACACGUGCAUUAUGAUCUGUCGUCAGUGUCAUAGCAAGAUCCACUCGGUCGAGGACAAUGCGACGCUUGCACGCGAGUAUCACACGCUCGAAAAGAUCAUGCAGCAUCCACAGAUCGUUGCGUGGGUUGCGUACGCACGGAAGCAAAAGGCUCGCAUCAGGCCUCAGAAGCAAGCGAAGUGGUUGGGGAGGAGGUGA
Hyaloperonospora brassicae is the source of this 894-nucleotide messenger RNA. The record is from the annotation of a GenBank genome assembly. NCBI's taxonomy places the organism in Eukaryota, Oomycota, Peronosporomycetes, Peronosporales, Peronosporaceae.